AUGCCUGGGCAGUUUGCCCUGGGUAAGGGAAGCUGGGUGAGGCUUCUCAGCUGGCCGCCUCCCAUGCGUUCUCUUCUGCGGGAGCAGAAGCGCAUCCCGUCGGCUGGGAACAGGGGACAUUUGGAGAGGAAUCCUGCAGGGGAUCCAGGGGACGGGAAGGCAGCACCCGAGUGGAACUUUCUGGCGCUUCCCCAUCCUCCUCCCGCCGCACUUCCCACCCCGGCGCCCGCGGGCGCCCCGCCCCCUCGGCCUUAUAGAGGGCCGGGCACCUCCGCGCGGCUCCGACAGUUCCAGGAGCGCUGGGCUCUCAGGGGCGGACGGGGGCUGUCCUCGCCACCUGACCACCACGCUGGCGGCGAAGGAGCGGAGCGCAGCAGCAGCUACACCCCGCACCAUGGAGGGCAGGCCAGCCCCAGCCCGAGCCGUCCUCCACCACCCGCGCCGCGCGUGCCAACUCCCGCUGCUGCUCUCCGGGAGGGGCCCCCUCCCCACCUCGAAGCCCACAUGAAGGACACCCGGGGCUGCGUUGGCCUCCACCCUUCCCACGCCGGCAUGCUGGCGACGGGCAACCUCACGGCUUCCGCGGGGGCCCGCGAGGAGUGCGGCUCGGUGUCGGUGGUCUUUCCGAUCACCAUGCUCAUCACCGGCUUCGUGGGCAACGCGCUGGCCAUGCUGCUGGUGUCGCGGAGCUAUCGGCGCCGGGAGAGCAAGCGCAAGAAGUCGUUCCUGCUGUGCAUCGGCUGGCUGGCGCUCACCGACCUGGUGGGGCAGCUGCUCACCGCCCCGGUGGUGAUCGUCGUGUACCUGUCCAAGCAGCCCUGGGAGCAGCUCGACCCGUCGGGCCGCCUCUGCACCUUCUUCGGCCUAACCAUGACCGUCUUCGGGCUGUCCUCGCUCUUCAUCGCCAGCGCCAUGGCCGUCGAGCGGGCGCUGGCCAUCCGGGCGCCGCACUGGUACGCCAGCCACAUGAAGACGCGCGCCACCCGCGCGGUGCUGCUGGGCGUGUGGCUGGCGGGGCUCACCUUCGCCCUGCUGCCCGUGCUGGGCGUGGGCCGCUACACCGUGCAGUGGCCGGGCACCUGGUGCUUCAUCAGCACUGGGGGGGCGGCCAACGGGACUAGCUCCCGGGACAACUGGGGCAGCUGUUUCUUCACCUCCACCUUCGCCUUCCUGGGGCUCUUGGCGCUGGCCAUCACCUUCGCCUGCAACCUGGCCACCAUCAAGGCCCUGGUGUCUCGCUGCCGGGCCAAAGCCACGGCGUCGCAGUCCAGCACCCAGUGGGGCCGCAUCACCACCGAGACGGCCAUCCAGCUCAUGGGCAUCAUGUGUGUGCUGUCGGUCUGCUGGUCACCCCUGCUGAUAAUGAUGUUGAAAAUGAUCUUCAAUCAGACCUCAGUUGAGCACUGCAAAAGUCUGACGGAAAAGCACAAAGAGUGCAACUUCUUCUUAAUAGCUGUUCGCUUGGCUUCACUGAACCAGAUCUUGGAUCCCUGGGUUUAUCUGCUGCUAAGAAAGAUCCUUCUUCGGAAGUUCUGCCAGGUAGCAAAUGCUGUCUCCAGCUGCUCUAAUGAAGGACAGAAAGGGCAACCUAUCUCAUUAUCCAAUGAAAUAAUAGGUACAGGAGCAUGA
Molecule: messenger RNA, 1629 nt
Organism: Elephantulus edwardii (Cape elephant shrew)
Lineage: Eukaryota; Metazoa; Chordata; Mammalia; Macroscelidea; Macroscelididae
Gene: PTGER3
Product: prostaglandin E receptor 3 (subtype EP3)
Exons: 3
Coding region: 1-1629 (542 amino acids)
Biological process (GO): inflammatory response; adenylate cyclase-activating G protein-coupled receptor signaling pathway; negative regulation of gastric acid secretion
Cellular component (GO): plasma membrane
Molecular function (GO): prostaglandin E receptor activity
Source: RefSeq, a predicted model, not a curated record